This is a messenger RNA of Pseudoliparis swirei, 1748 nucleotides long. RefSeq names its product tripartite motif-containing protein 16-like. The record is from RefSeq and is a predicted model, not a curated record. NCBI's taxonomy places the organism in Eukaryota, Metazoa, Chordata, Actinopteri, Perciformes, Liparidae. Bases 16 to 1692 code for a protein of 558 amino acids. The transcript has a single exon. Gene Ontology annotation, molecular function: protein binding; zinc ion binding.
CUACUGAAAGGUAAAAUGGAGCAAAAAGGAGUUCAGCUGGAUCGGGAAACCUUCUCUUGUUCCAUCUGUCUGGUUCUCCUGAAGGAUCCGGUGACUAUUCCCUGUGGACACAGCUACUGCAUGAACUGUAUUAAAGCCCACUGGGAUGAAGAGGAUGGGAAGAAACUCCACAGCUGCCCUCAGUGUAGGCAGACCUUCACACCGAGGCCUGUCCUGCUGAAGAACCCCAUGUUGGCAGUUCUAGUGGAGCAGCUGAAGAAGACUGGACUCCAAGCUGCUCCUGCUGAUAACUGCUAUGCUGGACCUGAAGAUGUGGCCUGUGAUGUCUGCACUGGGAGGAGACAGAAGGCCUUCAAGUCCUGUCUGGUGUGUCUGGGUUCUUACUGCGAGAAACACCUCCAGCCUCAUUAUGAUGUUCCUCAAUUCAAGAAACACAAGCUGGUGGACCCCUCCAACAAGCUCCAGGAGAACAUCUGUUCUCGUCAUGACGAGGUGAUGAAGAUGUUCUGCCGUACUGAUCAGCAGUGUAUCUGUUACCUCUGCUCUGUGGAUGAACAUAAAGGCCACGACACAGUCUCAGCUGCAGCAGAAAGGACCGAGAGGCAGAGAGAGCUGGAGGGGAGUCGACGCAACAUCCAGCAGAGAAUCCAGGACAGAGAGAAAGACCUGAAGCUGCUCCAUCAGGAGGUGGAGGCCCUCAACCUCUCUGCUGAUAAAACAGUGGAGGACAGUGAGAAGAUCUUCACUGAGCUGAUCCGUCUCAUGGAGAACAAACGCUCUGAUGUGAAGCAGCAGGUCAGAUCCCAGCAGAAAAGUGAAGUGAGUCGAGUCAAAGAGCUUCAGGAGAAGCUGGAGCAGGAGAUCUCUGAGCUUAAGAGGAAUGACGCUGAGCUGAAGCUGCUGUCACACACAGAGGAUCUCAACCAGUUUCUACUCAACUACCCCUCACUGUCACCACUCGGUGAGUCUACAGACUCGUCCGGCAUCGAUAUCCGUCCUCUGAGACACUUUGAGGACGUGACGGCGGCUGUGUCAGAAGUCAGAGAUAAACUACAGGACGUUCUGGGGGACAAGUGGACAAACGUCUCACUGGCAGUGACUGAAGUGAACGUUUUACUGUCACCUUCACAAGCAGAGCCAGAGACCAGGGCUGGAUUCUUAAGGUAUUCACGUGACAUCACUCUGGAUCCAAACACAGCAAACACUGAGCUGUUAUUAUCUGAUGGGAACAGAAAAGCAACAGUUAUGAGUGAGGAACAGUCUUAUUCUAGUCACUCAGACAGGUUUACUAGAUGGUGUCAAGUCCUGAGUAGAGAGAGUCUGACUGGAUGUUGUUACUGGGAGGUGGAGUGGAGAGGAGAAGUUUAUGUAGCAGUGUCAUACAAGAAUAUCAGCAGAAUAGGAAGCUGGGAUGAAUGUGGGUUUGGAUCCAAUAGCAAAACUUGGGCGUUACGUUAUAUUAAUAACAGUUUUACAUUUUGGCACAACGAUGUCCAAACUCCCGUCUCUGGUCCUCGGUCCUCCAGAUUAGGAGUGUACCUGGAUCACAGAGCAGGUAUUCUGUCCUUCUACAGCGUCUCUGACACCAUGACUCUCCUCCACAGAGUCCAGACCACAUUCACUCAGCCUCUCUAUGCUGGACUUGGGUUUUAUUCUCCUGGAGACACUGCUGAGUUCAGUAAACUCAAAUAGACAGAAGUGAGUUCAGGGAAAGCUGGUUAAAGUCAGUGUUUUAAGUCUCCAUUUCC